Molecule: messenger RNA, 567 nt
Organism: Mytilus trossulus (common blue mussel)
Lineage: Eukaryota; Metazoa; Mollusca; Bivalvia; Mytilida; Mytilidae
Exons: 3
Coding region: 1-567 (188 amino acids)
Source: RefSeq, a predicted model, not a curated record
AUGACCCGAGCUGUUAUGGAUGUUAAACGUGGUGCAACCUAUGUGAGAUGGGGGAAAACUGGAUGUUCCGGUACUGGCACAAAACGAGUUUACUCUGGUUAUGCAUCUGGACAAAAGUUCUUCUAUGGAAAUGAUUAUUAUCGUGGAGGCCCGUCUAACAUGUUAUGUCUCCCAGAUCACCCCGAACUAAGUAACACUACUGCUGGUGCCAAUAGCUAUAUCUACGGAUCAGAAUAUGACGAUUCGCGGUUCGGGUCUGGUGCCCAAAAUCAAGAUGUGCCAUGUGCCCUUUGUCUUAGCAAUGCAUCAACAACUGUAAUGAUUCCUGGGAGAAAGUCAUGCUUCAGUGGUUGGAGAAUAGAAUACAGUGGAUUUCUUGCAUCUGGGGCUUACCACCACGCCGCAUCGUCUUUUGUCUGUAUUGACAAACAACCAGAGUUUAUUCCUGGAGGACGAAGUGACAACAAUGAUAAAACACUGUUUGUUACCGGCUACAAAUGUGGAUCACUCCCUUGCCCACCGUAUACUGAUGAUUUACAGGUGUAUUGUGUUGUCUGUUCUAAAUAA